GGAACUAGGAGUGGAGGCAAUCCUUUCUUUCAGCUGGAGUGCUCCUCAUGAGCCAGCCCCACCCUUAGAAAAGAUGUUUUCCAUGAGGAUCGUCUGCCUGGUCCUAAGUGUGGUGGGCACAGGAUGGACUGCAGAUACUGGUGAAGGUGACUUUCUAGCUGAAGGAGGAGGCGUGCGUGGCCCAAGGGUUGUGGAAAGGCAUCAAUCUGCCUGCAAAGAUUCAGACUGGCCCUUCUGCUCUGAUGAAGACUGGAACUACAAAUGCCCUUCUGGCUGCAGGAUGAAAGGGUUGAUUGAUGAAGUCAAUCAAGAUUUUACAAGCAGAAUAAAUAAGCUCAAAAACUCGCUAUUUGACUAUCAGAAGAACAAUAAGGAUUCUAACUCAUUGACCACUAAUAUAAUGGAAAUUUUGAGAGGCGAUAUUGUCUCAUCCAAUAACCGUGAUAAUACCUAUAACCGAGUGUCUGAAGAUCUGAGAAGCAGAAUUGAAGUCCUGAAGCGCAAAGUCAUAGAAAAAGUACAGCAUAUCCAACUUCUGCAGCAAAAUGUUAGGGCCCAGUUGGUUGAUAUGAAAAGACUGGAGGUGGACGUUGACAUUAAGAUCCGAUCUUGUCGAGGGUCAUGCAGUAGGGCUUUAGCUCGUGAAGUAGAUCUGAAGGACUAUGAAGAUCAGCAGAAGCAACUUGAACAGGUCAUUGCCAAAGACUUACUUCCCUCUAGAGAUAGGCAACACUUACCACUGAUAAAAAUGAACCCAGUUCCGGACUUGUUUCCCCCAAAUUUCAAGAGCCAGCUUCAGAAGGUACCCCCAGAGUGGAAGGCAUUAACAGACAUGCAGCAGAUGAGAAUGGAGUUAGAGAGACCUGGUGGAAAUGAGGUUACCCAAGUAGGCUCCACCUCUUAUAGAACAGGAUCAGAGACAGAAAGCCCCAGGAACCCUAGCAGUGCUGGAAGCUGGAACCCUGGGAGCUCUGGACCUGGAAGUACUGGACACCAAAGCCCUGGGAGCUCUGGACCAGGAAGUACUGGAACCUGGAAACCUGGGAGCUCUGGACCUGGAAGUACUGGAACCUGGAACCCUGGGAGCUCUGGAACUGGAAGUACUGGAACCUGGAACCCUGGGAGCUCUGGAACUGGAAGUACUGGAACCUGGAACCCUGGGAGCUCUGGAUCUGGAAGUACUGGAACCUGGAACCCUGGGAGCUCUGGACCUGGAAGUACUGGAAACCAAAACACUGGGAGCCCUAGACCUGGUAGUACCGGAACCUGGAAUCCUGGCAGCUCUGGACAUGGAAGUGCUGGGCACUGGAGUUCUGAGAGUUCUGUAUCUAGUAGUACUGGACAUUGGCACUCUGGAUCUGGAAGUUUUAGGCCAGAUAGCUCAGGCUCUGGGAACACCAGGCCUACCAACCCAGACUGGGGCACGUUUGAAGAGGUGCCAGGAAAUGUAAGUCCAGGGACAAACAGAGAGCACCGCACAGAAAAACUGGUCACUUCUAAAGGAGACAAAGAGCUCGUGGUUGGCAAAGAGAAGGUCACCUCUGGUAGCACAACCACCACACGUCGUUCAUGCUCUAAAACCGUUACUAAGACUGUUAUUGGUCCUGAUGGUCACAAAGAAGUUACCAAAGAAGUAGUGACCUCCGAAGAUGGUUCUGACUGUCCCGAGGCGAUAGAUUUAGGCAUAGGUACUCUGGAUGAGUUCCGCCAUAGGCACCCUGAUGCAGCUGCCUUCUUUGACACUGCCUCAACUGGAAAAACAUUUCCAGGUUUCUUUCCAUCUACGUUCAGAGAGUUUGCCAGUGAGGCUGAGUCAAUGGGUUCAGAAUCUGGUACCUUCACAAAUACAAAGGAAACCAGUUCUCAUCACUCUGGGGUAGCUGAAUUCCCUUCCAGUGGUAAAACUUCAAGUCACAGCAAACAAUUUAUUAGUAGCACAGCUUACAACAGAGAAGGCUCUACAUUUGAAAGCAAGAGUUAUAAAAUGGCAGAUGAGGCCGGAAGUGAAGCUGAUCAUGAAGGAACACAUUCCACCAAGAGAGGCCAUGCUAAAUCUCGCUCUUCCAGAGACUGUGAUGAUGUCCUCCAAACACAUCCUUCAGGUACCCAAAGUGGCAUUUUCAAUAUCAAGCUACCCGGAUCCAGUAAGAUUUUUUCUGUUUAUUGCGAUCAAGAGACCAGUUUGGGAGGAUGGCUUUUGAUCCAGCAAAGAAUGGAUGGAUCACUGAAUUUUAACCGGACCUGGCAAGACUACAAGAGAGGUUUCGGCAGCCUGAAUGACGAGGGGGAAGGAGAAUUCUGGCUAGGCAAUGACUACCUCCACUUACUAACCCAGAGGGGCUCUGUUCUUAGGGUUGAAUUAGAGGACUGGGCUGGGAACGAAGCUUAUGCAGAAUAUUACUUCCGGGUAGGCUCUGAGGCCGAAGGCUAUGCCCUCCAGGUCUCCUCCUAUGAAGGCACUGCAGGCGAUGCUCUGAUUGAAGGUUCCGUAGAGGAAGGGACAGAGUACACCUCUCACAACAGCAUGCAGUUCAGCACCUUUGACAGGGAUGCAGACCAGUGGGAAGAGAACUGUGCAGAAGUCUAUGGGGGAGGCUGGUGGUAUAACAACUGCCAAGCAGCCAAUCUCAAUGGCAUCUACUACCUUGGGGGCUCCUAUGACCCGAGGAAUAACAGUCCUUAUGAGAUUGAGAACGGAGUGGUCUGGGUUUCCUUUAGAGGGGCAGAUUAUUCCCUCAGGGCUGUUCGCAUGAAAAUUAGGCCCCUUUUGACCCAAUAGACUAAAGGAGUGGGAGUGGGAGCACUCUGGCUUCUUUGCUAGAAAAGUGGAGAGGAAAUAAGAAAGGUAAAGCGUUGAGAUUCUCUACAAUCUAAAAAAUUCCUAGGUGCUAUUUUCUUAUCCUUUGUACUGUAGCUAAAUGUACCUGAGACAUAUUAGUCUUUGAAAAAUAAAGUUAUAUAAGUUUUUUUAUCUUUAAAUAGCUCUGUGGGUUUGAAAAUUUUUAUAAGGAUAUACCAAGGGCCAUUCAGUACAACAGGAAAGUGUCAGACACAAGCUUCCCUCUCUAACCUUGAGGAGUAUUGGUUUGAGAACUUCUCUUCCCAUACCACCCAAAGUCAUAAGGCCAUUGCAAACUAAAAAAGUUAUUUUAUCCAUUUGAUAUGAAUGGUUUUAAGCCAAUAUUUUAAGGUAAAACUCACUGAAUCUAACCAUAGCUGACCUUUGAAGUAGAAUUUACAACUUAUAAUUACAAUGCACAGUUUAUAAUUACAAUAUGUAUUCAUGUCUUUUGAUAUGGAGCAAAUCCAGGAAGACAGGAGAAACAUUCUUUCCUAAAUAGAAAUGAAAAUCUGUCCUUUAAGCCCUUCCACUAGAUAUUGUAAGGCAUACUUAUUUUUUUUUUCCCAGGGUGUAACCAAUUUCUUUCAAAAACACAUUUAAAAUUUUAAAACUAUUUAUGAUUAUUCAAAAAGCAGACAAUUCACACAUUAAUAAAUAAUCUCCCAAGUAUUGAUUUAACUUCAUUUUUCUAACAAUCAUAAACUAUAUUCUGUGACAUGUUCACUAUUAUUAAAUGUAAAUCGUUAAUGGAAAGCAUCUCACUAAGUAUGAUCUAUGCUAUAUUCAAAAUUCAACACAUUUGCAUUGGUCAAUAUUUGGUCCAAGCUGCAUCUUUAAUCCUGGUGGCCUUGCCCUCUGAUUUUCAAUUUGCAUUCUUCUCUAUUAAGAUAUAUUUGCCUUUUCUCUUGAAUAUGUAUUAAAAUAUCCCAAGCAA
Molecule: messenger RNA, 3776 nt
Organism: Macaca mulatta (Rhesus monkey)
Lineage: Eukaryota; Metazoa; Chordata; Mammalia; Primates; Cercopithecidae
Source: RefSeq, a predicted model, not a curated record